This is a messenger RNA of Corticium candelabrum, 1230 nucleotides long. Its product is annotated as TNF receptor-associated factor 5-like. The record is from RefSeq and is a predicted model, not a curated record. Gene Ontology annotation, molecular function: zinc ion binding; protein binding. NCBI's taxonomy places the organism in Eukaryota, Metazoa, Porifera, Homoscleromorpha, Homosclerophorida, Plakinidae. Bases 1 to 1104 code for a protein of 367 amino acids. Gene Ontology annotation, biological process: regulation of apoptotic process; signal transduction. The transcript has a single exon.
AUGGGGAACCUAAACAAGUCGACUGACUUUUUUCCGGACAACGCCCUCAAACGUCGUCUCUUGGGUUUGCAUGUGAGAUGCAAGAACCGUGAAGAAGGAUGCGAUUGGAUUGGUGAACUACGUGCUGUUAAAAAUCAUAUCAAGAAGAUAUGUAAAUUUGUCUUCAAGCAAUGCCCACUGGUGUGCGGUAAACGCGUAAAAAGACAUCAAAUUGAAUCCCACGUACAAAAUGAAUGUCAACUCCGUUCCGUUAAAUGUGAGCACUGCAGGAAAGAAGUGAAAUAUCUUCUCAUGAAAAAUCACACUCCUGUUUGUCCUCGAUUCCCAGUUAGUUGUGUAUUUCAAUGUGGACAAACUCUGCCCAGAGAAGAAAUGAAGGUUCAUGUAGACAAACAAGGAACAUGCCCAACUGCCCUUUUAAAGUGUGACUGUAGAGAAGUGGGAUGUGAAUUUAAAGGAACACGGUCGGAGCUCGAAGAGCACUAUAGAGCAAAUGUACAUAAACAUCUAAUGCUUGCAAUGGUCGAAGUGAGAAAGGAGAAAGAAAGGGUCAGAAAUCUUGAAUCUAAUUUUACCUCAAGUCAGUCUUCACUAGCAACCACGAAAGAAGACAAGGAGAAGAUCAGAUCUCUUGAAUUACAGCUAGAGACAGUUCGACGUUCACUAACAACUACCAGACAAGAAUUAAUGGAGAUGAAGCAGUUUGUUUAUGUGUGGAAAAUAGACUCUUUGUCUAGACAGUCCAAGCAAUCACAGAUAAACAGUAGCUCAUUUUACACAGGAAAACCAGGAUACAAAUUGCAUCUUCGAUUCUAUCCUAACAAAGGUCAGUCACAUGCUGGACUCUACUUGAAUAUCGACCGUGGAGAUUACGAUAGUCUGCUGCAGUGGCCUUUCUCUCAUUGUUUUACUAUGUCAGUGCUUGAACAGAAAGUCAAUGGAAAACACAUAAGCUACAGAGUUGCUGCACCUGGAGGGUCUCUAGCCACACCAGGAACAUUCUGUGGUUCUCGCAAGUUUAUCUCAAAGGAGGUACUGUCACAAGAAUGUUACACUAAGAAUGAUACACUGUUCAUUAAACUUGUGGUUGAUAUGAAUGAUUAACUAUUGGAAGGAGGUGGUGUCUAGCAUACAACUGGCUUGUACUUGCAGGAGUAAGUUUUUCUUGUGUAACCGUUUAUUGUCUAUAUAUGUUUUUAUUAAAUUUUGUAUUUGGAACUACACCUGUAU